UCAAGCAGAGUUGUAUCCAUCCAGGAGUGCUGUGUGUACAGGAGGGAUCAUGAAGUGUCUUGUUGCUGUUUUGGUCUGUGUGGUGCUCGCAGAGGGACUUGUCAAGAUCCCUCUGCAGAAGCACAAGUCCAUGCGGGAGGCCCUAAGAGAGAAAGGGAUUAAGCUGCCUUACCAGGAUCCGGCUCUCAAGUACCAACCUGAUGAGUUUGCUGGCUCUGCCAGCAUGUACAUUAAUAACUACGCUGAUACUACGUACUUUGGCGCCAUCAGUAUUGGAACACCCCCCCAGUCCCUCCAAGUGCUGUUUGACACUGGCUCUUCCAACCUGUGGGUGGACUCCACCUACUGUAACACUCAGGCCUGCAACGCACACACAAAGUUUGACCCCCAGCAGUCAUCUACCUUUUCUGCCAAUGGACAGAGCGUCUACCUACCCUACGGAGCUGGAAGCCUCUAUGGAGAGUUGGGAUACGACACUGUCAAUGUAGGCGGCAUUGUGGUCACUAAUCAGGAGAUUGGUCUGAGCACACAAGAGCCUAGUCAGCCCUUUUUGUCUGCCAAGUUUGACGGCAUCCUCGGUCUGGCCUAUCCAGGCAUCUCAGCUGGAGGACAGACUCCUGUCAUGGACAACAUGAUUUCUCAAAACCUGUUGAAUGCCGACAUAUUUGCUUUCUACCUGUCCAGGGGAGGGCAGCAGGGCAGUGAGCUCUCUUUUGGAGGAGUGGACAACAGCAUGUACCAGGGCCAGAUCUACUGGACCCCUGUCACCUCUGAGACCUACUGGCAGAUUGGCGUUCAAGGAUUCCAGAUCAAUGGCCAAGAGACCGGCUGGUGCUCUCAGGGCUGCCAGUCCAUUGUGGACACUGGAACCUCCCAGUUGACAGCCCCAAGCCAGUUUAUGGCUAACAUCAUGCAGGCCAUUGGUGCUCAACAGAGCCAAUAUGGAAUGUACAUGGUGGACUGCAGCCAAAUCAACAACCUGCCAACUCUCAGCUUUGUUAUCAGCGGCACUGCCUUCCCUCUGCCUCCUUCUGCUUACAUCGAACAGCAAAACCAGAAUGGAUACCAGUUCUGCUCAGUGGGCAUUACCCCCACCUACCUGCCUUCUCAGAAUGGCCAGCCCCUGUGGAUCUUUGGAGACGUGUUCCUCAGAGAGUACUACUCCGUCUAUGACCGCGCCAACAACCGUGUUGGCUUUGCAUCAGCUGUCUAACUGUCGUCAGUGUAACCUAACCUGACCAUAAAACUGACCAGAUAAUAAGGAAAAAGUCUGUCUACAUUAUUGUACAUCCUCAAAUUGGUAGAUUUAAUUGGAUUUGAAUAUUCAAAACUGAAAAAAUGUGUCCAUACAAUUGCAGAAUAAAUUUAAAAUGCUCAC
Molecule: messenger RNA, 1378 nt
Organism: Etheostoma spectabile (orangethroat darter)
Lineage: Eukaryota; Metazoa; Chordata; Actinopteri; Perciformes; Percidae
Product: gastricsin
Exons: 9
Coding region: 50-1213 (387 amino acids)
Biological process (GO): proteolysis
Molecular function (GO): aspartic-type endopeptidase activity
Source: RefSeq, a predicted model, not a curated record